Corylus avellana is the source of this 813-nucleotide messenger RNA. Its product is annotated as (R,S)-reticuline 7-O-methyltransferase-like. Gene Ontology annotation, molecular function: O-methyltransferase activity. The record is from RefSeq and is a predicted model, not a curated record. Lineage: Eukaryota; Viridiplantae; Streptophyta; Magnoliopsida; Fagales; Betulaceae.
CACUCUACGGGUUGACAGAAAAGUCAAAAUGACUUCUGCAUGAUGCUGAGCUGAGCCUAGCGCCAAUGGUGUUGAUGCAGAACCAUCCGUGGCUAUUGGUACCGUGGCAUUGCCUUGGCCAAUGUGUCAAAGAAGGGGGCAUUGCGUUCAACAAGGCCCAUGGCUGUGAGAUUUGGGACUUUGCAUCUAAAAAUCCUGAGUUCAACAACAUCUUCAAUGAUGCCAUGGCGUGUACGGCCAAGAUUGUGAUGAGGGGAAUCCUGGAGGAAUACAAAGAUGGGUUUCGUUGCUUGGGAUCAUUGGUGGAUGUCGGAGGUGGGACGGGAGGGAUGAUUGCUGAGAUUGUUAAAGCACAUCCUCACAUCAAAGGUAUUAACUUUGAUCUGCCGCAUGUUGUCGCCACAGCACCCCUGCACGAGGGGGUCUCCCAUGUUGGAGGUGAUAUGUUUGACACCAUCCCUAAUGCGGAUGCAAUUUUCAUGAAGUGGGUACUACACGAUUGGAGUGACGAAAAUUGCAUAAAUAUUUUGAAAAAUUGCAGAAAAGCAAUACAGCAGAAGAAUGGAAGGGUUAUUAUUGUUGAUAUCGUUCUUGAGAAAGAUGGUAAUGAUUUAUUUCAUGAGACUCGCAUGGCGUCCGAUUUGUUGAUGCUGGCACACAGCACUGGCGGAAAGGAGAGGACAGAGCUUGAAUGGAAGAAAUUAUUGGAGGAAGCAGGCUUUGGUCGCUACAAAAUCAUCAAAGUUCCAACCAUACCAUCUAUUAUUGAGGCCUAUUCCGACUGAGAGUGAAAUACAUUUGCUGUUGCUAAGA